Molecule: messenger RNA, 3129 nt
Organism: Penicillium antarcticum
Lineage: Eukaryota; Fungi; Ascomycota; Eurotiomycetes; Eurotiales; Aspergillaceae
Product: putative cytoskeleton assembly control protein Sla2
Exons: 12
Coding region: 1-3129 (1042 amino acids)
Biological process (GO): clathrin coat assembly; actin filament organization; endocytosis
Cellular component (GO): actin cortical patch; clathrin-coated vesicle
Molecular function (GO): clathrin-cargo adaptor activity; phosphatidylinositol-3,5-bisphosphate binding; actin filament binding
Source: RefSeq, a predicted model, not a curated record
AUGAGUCGGACCGAGGCCGAUUUGGCCAUCAAUAUCCGCAAGGCCACCAGUAUCGAGGAAACCGCCCCUAAACGGAAACAUGUGAGGAGUUGCAUCGUCUACACGUGGGACCACAAGUCAUCGGCAGCUUUCUGGGCUGGCAUGAAAGUGCAGCCUGUCCUCGCCGACGAGGUCCAGACGUUUAAGGCCCUGAUCACGAUACACAAAGUUCUCCAGGAAGGUCACCCCAUGGUUGUGCGCGAGGCGCAACAGCACUCCAAUUGGAUUGAUAGCUUGAUGCGAGGCGUUGGUGGCGAUGGUGUUCGAGGAUAUGCGCCGCUCAUUCGGGAGUACGUCUUCUUCCUUGAGUCGAAGCUGGGCUUCCACCGCAACCACCCUGAGUUCAACGGUCUGUUUGAGUACGAGGAGUACAUUAGUUUGAAGUCGAUCAAUGAUCCGAACGAAGGUUACGAGACUAUCACCGACUUGAUGGCCUUGCAAGAUCAGAUUGAUUCAUUCCAGAAGCUUAUCUUCUCGAACUUCCAGUCAGGCACGAACAAUGAGUGCAGAAUCUCAGCGUUGGUGCCCCUUGUGCAAGAGAGCUAUGGUAUCUAUAAGUUCAUCACCAGCAUGCUGAGAGCCAUGCACACAACCACUGGCGACGAUGAAGCUCUCGAGCCUCUCCGAGGUCGGUAUGAUGCCCAGCAUCACCGUCUCGUUCGCUUUUACUAUGAGUGCUCUAACCUGCGCUACCUGACUGGUCUUAUCACCAUUCCGAAGUUGCCGCAAGACCCUCCCAACCUGCUCGCUGAAGAUGAUGAUCGCCCAGCUCUUCCCAGGCGACCCGCGAAGGAAGUGGAAGCACAGCCCUCACCACCACCUAAGGUGGCUGCAGAACCAGAGCCUAUCAAUGACUUCUGGACCAACGAGGCCAGACGCCAGCAAGAAGAGUACGAGGCAGAGCAGGCACGCUUGCAACAGCAGUGGGAGGAGCAGCAGCGCCAGCAGGUUCUUGCUCAACAGCAGGCCCAGAAUGAUUUCGAGGAGCAGCAGCGUCUCCAAGCAGAGCAGCAACGAUUGGCACAAGAGCAGCUUCUCCGUGACCAGUAUCAGACACACACACAAGGCCGACUGGCAGAGCUGGAGCAAGAGAACCUCAACGCUCGUGCUCAGUAUGAGCGUGACCAGCUGAUGCUGCAGCAAUAUGACCGCCGUGUCAAGGACCUUGAGGAGCAGAUGAACCACCUGAACUCCAACCUCAACUUGCAGAAUGCCUCCAAGGAUGAGCAGAUUCGAUCCCUGCAGGAGCAGGUCAACACAUGGCGAUCCAAGUAUGAGGCUCUGGCCAAGCUGUACUCCCAGCUUCGACAGGAGCACCUUGAUCUUCUGCAGACCACAAAGAGCCUCAAGCUCAAGGCUGCCUCCGCACAAGAAGCAAUUGAGCGACGCGAGAAGCUGGAGCGUGAGAUUAAGACUAAGAACCUGGAGUUGGCUGACAUGAUUCGAGAACGUGACCGUGCUCUGCAUGAUCGAGAUCGCCUGACUGGUACCAAUAAGGACGAGCUGGAGAAGGUCAAGCGUGAGCUUCGCAUGGCUCUCGAGCGUGCUGAGAAUGCCGAGCGCUCAAAGGGAACCGAGAUCUCAUCCAUGCUGUCCAAGUACAACCGUGAGAUGGCUGAUCUGGAGGAAUCCCUCCGAAACAAAACACGAGCACUGGAGGACAUUGGCAGCCGUAACACAGACCGCGAUGGCGACCACGACCUGGAGCUUCGCGAGAAAGACGAGGAAAUCGAGGUGUACAAGUCCGGCAUGGAACAGGCCCUUAUGGAAUUGGAGGAGCUGAAAAUGAACCAAGGCGAUGCCGACCAUGCACUUGAUAGCCAGAUUGAUACUGUGCUCCACGGCACAGUGGCAAAAAUCAACGAUAUCAUUGACUCCGUGCUUCAGACUGGUGUGCAGCGUGUCGAUGAUGCCCUGUAUGAACUUGAUUCAUCCAUGCAGGCUGGUAACCAGAAUGCCUCCCCUCCAUAUGUGCUCUCGCAGAUUGAGAAGGCCUCAGCUUCUGCGACUGAGUUCUCUACUGCGUUCAACAACUUUAUUGCCGAUGGCCCCAACAGUCCCCACGCUGAAAUUAUCCGCACAGUCUCCAUCUUCUCUGGGUCUGUUUCUGAUGUGUUGAGCAACACCAAGGGUCUGAUGCGCUUCGCCAACGACGACAAGAGCUCCGACCACCUGAUGAACGCUGCCCGCAAGUCCGCCCAGGCGACUGUCCGCUUCUUCCGUGGUUUGCAGUCAUUCCGCCUUGAGGGUCUUGAGCCGUUGCAGAAGACUGAUGUCGUUAUCAACAACAACCUGGAGGUCCAGCGUGAUCUGCAGUCGCUGUCGAAGCUCGUCGACUCGUUCGCUCCUAAGAACAGCAAGAUUAGCACCAACGGCGAUCUUGGCGACCUGGUCGACCAGGAACUGCUCAAGGCAGCUGAUGCCAUUGACGCUGCUGCCCAGCGUCUGGCCAAGCUCAAGAACAAGCCCCGCGAUGGUUAUUCGACUUACGAGCUGCGCAUCAACGAUGUGAUCCUUGCCGCCGCCAUUGCCGUCACCAACGCCAUUUCCGAGUUAAUCAAGGCCGCCACAGAGACCCAGCAGGAGAUUGUCCGUGAAGGUCGCGGAAGCUCUUCUCGUACUGCCUUCUACAAGAAGAACAACCGCUGGACAGAAGGUUUGAUCUCCGCCGCCAAGGCUGUGGCCGCCUCUACCAACACCCUGAUCGAGACUGCCGAUGGUGUGAUCUCUGGUCGCAACUCGCCCGAGCAGCUCAUCGUCGCUUCCAACGAUGUCGCCGCCAGCACUGCCCAGCUUGUCGCUGCCAGCCGUGUCAAGGCCACCUUUAUGAGCAAGAACCAGGAUCGCCUGGAGACUGCCAGCAAGGCCGUCGGCGCCGCUUGUCGCGCGCUCGUCCGCCAAGUGCAGGAUAUCAUCAAGGAGAAGAACCGCGACGACAACGAAGCGGAGGAUUAUGGAAAGCUUAGCUCGCACGAGUUCAAGGUCCGCGAGAUGGAGCAGCAGGUCGAAAUCCUCCAGCUGGAGAACGGUCUGGCUCGUGCUCGCCAGCGUCUGGGCGAGAUGCGCAAGAUCUCCUACCAGGAGGACUAA